Molecule: messenger RNA, 5353 nt
Organism: Oreochromis niloticus (Nile tilapia)
Lineage: Eukaryota; Metazoa; Chordata; Actinopteri; Cichliformes; Cichlidae
Gene: arih1
Product: ariadne ubiquitin-conjugating enzyme E2 binding protein homolog 1 (Drosophila)
Exons: 14
Coding region: 2145-3515 (456 amino acids)
Biological process (GO): protein ubiquitination
Molecular function (GO): zinc ion binding; ubiquitin-protein transferase activity
Source: RefSeq, a predicted model, not a curated record
UUUUGGUAUGUCAGCAUCAGGAAAGAUCGGAGUCCUAGCGUAAAAACAGGCCGUUGAUAUUAGCUAAACCAUUAGCCUUCCAGGAGUAGUAUACUUGUUAUAGUUGACAGUUUAAGAACAAUGAUGAGAUUUAUAUAAAACUAAACUUGCAUAUAUAUAAGAUAAUGGCACUGUGGAAUUUGGUAGUUAAAAUGAAGACAUGAACAUUUUUCUUAUAUAGGGUGAAGGUAAAAAUUUCCAUUAGGACUUUUCAUCCAGGAAGUAGUCCCAUCCCUAAGUUGGCAGCAAUGCUUGCUAAGCUAAUGUUAGCUCGCUGGCUACCUAGUAUCUUACAGCAAAAGCUCUAGAACAGGAUGGUAUUAAGUGCCAGCUCCUGCUAGACGACAGAUAGUGUGCGUUGAGCAGUUAACUGAAACUUGGCUUUUCAGAAAUUCUGCAUUUGUAUAGCUAAACCUUGCGCUUAGCGUUGUUUUAACGUUGGACCCAAAGGCUUGGCCAGCGAUAAGUUAGCAAGUGGGAUGCUAGCCUAGUUACGCUUAUGUAAAAGAACGGGUUAUGAUAAUUUCAUUUUUUUACCAAUAACAUUAAAACGUUAAAUUUUGGGAUAGCUUUCAAUGGAAUUUAUGAAGAAACGGGGCGAAGCUCUUCGCUUUAAGCUAGCGUUAACGUGGGCCUCCAUUUCCUUUCACAGAGCCUCACUUGAGCUCAGAAUAAAAUGGAAAAUGAUCUUGAUAACUCAGCAUCCAGUUUGGUAUCUGAGAAAAUGCGUUUGGUUUUUAUGUUGAUUUCUAUAUAAACAAGCCUAAAAUCUAACAUUGGCCAAUAAUGAUACAUAUUAUUUUUCUACCCUACGGCCGCAUGGCAGUUUCUUUUCUACAGCAAAAACGAGUAACACGGUGAUUCCCCCCCGUUAAAUAUUGUUUAUGUUUAAUUAUUAAAUUUUCAGGAUUUUGCACCAACAAAUGUCUUUAAAGUUAAUCCAUACAUAGACCUAAUAUGAAGUUUUCGAUGUAGAAUGUGCUUUAAAAAGCUAAUACUUUAUUAACGUGCAUUGGCUUCAUAGUGGUCAAGUUUACAUCAACUUUAGUCAUCGGUACUGAGAAGUACUACUUUCUUUUGACCAACCAAUCCAUAUCAAUGUGGUUAGAUAAAUUAGAAGAACAUUUUGCAGUGGAACCGCAAAGAAUAACAGCUAAAGGAAGUGUAAAAUUGAAUCAGUGCCCUUCUAAAAGAUACCAUCAUCAUUGUUGUAUGUUUUGCAUAUCUGUUUUAGGGCGUGUUAGUGUUAGCUAGGUGUACAUAAUACAGUCAGAACAUACUAAAUAUGUUGUCAGUCCUUUCCAAUGUCAUGAUUUUUGUUAUCUCAAGGUGUAUCCUGACUUUAUUAUUCCCCCAAGGUGAGCGCAAAAGUAGAGAUAUGUAAGCAGGUCUGUUUUUCUGGGCAAGUGAACAGUCCAUUACAGGGUUAGGUGGGAUUUGGUACAAACCUGGGACACUUUCUUUGAAAUUGUAAAAUGGGCAUUGGGCUAGGGAGAUAAUACACUAAUUUUGGUUCGCUUCUUUAUAUUUGACAAGUGAGAUACAACAUAUGUGCAACAUAUACAUGUGGUCUCCUAAAUCUCAUAGAUAUUUGCCAAACAACUAAUUGUUAUUAUGUGUUAUAUGGAUAGUUUUGGGGUAUAGCUUUCCCCAUUUUUAAAGACCAGUUUGUAACUUAGGUUAAACACUAAUUUAAUACCUUACAGUAAUUUCUCAUUAUCACUAAAGACAUAGUCGAAAAUUAAGUAUUAUUGUGUCUUAGAAUACAGAGUUAUUCUAAUCCCUGAACUAUAGUAAAUGGAGUAUAAUAAGAAAUAUUUGUAUUAACAGGUACAUGGAGAGAGGUUCCUCAUCAUCCCUAGUGCUUUCCCUAAACUGUACAGCCAUGGCACUGGACAUAGUCCAUUUUAUGCUACUGUUACACCAUCAUCCACAUUUUCAGAUAGUUUGUCAGAUACCUGUUACACAUUUAGCACACAACAAACAAACUAUGUGUGUACUACCUGUUUCUGAACCUGACAAGCUUUAUAAUUCCAAAGUAUUUUCAGAAUGAUGGUGUAAGCCAGUGGGUUUCCUGGUUCUGAAAGGCCUUUGUGGGGAGUGACAUGGCCAAAAGCAUGACUGGUCCAUUUACCGACAAGGGUAAUCCUGCAACAAUAACACGCAUUCUUCUCAGUCACUUCAACUGGGAUAAAGAAAAGCUCAUGGAAAGGUAUUUUGAUGGUAAUCUGGACAAGCUUUUCUCUGAGUGUCAUGUCAUUAAUCCGAGUAAGAAGCCCCGAAUACGUCCUCCAAUCAACACUAGAUCAUCGGCACAGGACAUGCCAUGUCAGAUCUGCUAUCUGAACUUCCCCAACUCUUAUUUUACAGGUCUGGAGUGUGGACACAAGUUCUGCAUGCAAUGUUGGGGAGAUUAUCUGACGACCAAAAUAAUUGAAGAAGGAAUGGGACAGACCAUUUCUUGUCCUGCUCAUAGCUGUGACAUUUUGGUUGAUGACAACACAGUCAUGCGCCUCAUAACAGAUUCAAAAGUGAAGUUGAAGUACCAGCAUUUAAUUACAAAUAGUUUUGUAGAGUGCAAUCGACUGUUAAAGUGGUGCCCCGCACCAGACUGCCAUCAUGUUGUCAAAGUCCAGUACCCAGAUGCCAAGCCAGUGAGGUGCAAGUGUGGACGCCAGUUCUGCUUCAACUGUGGAGAAAAUUGGCAUGAUCCUGUGAAGUGUAAGUGGCUGAGAAAAUGGAUUAAAAAAUGUGAUGAUGACAGUGAAACUUCAAACUGGAUUGCAGCAAAUACCAAGGAAUGUCCAAAAUGCCACGUGACCAUUGAGAAAGAUGGUGGCUGCAAUCAUAUGGUUUGUCGAAACCAGAACUGCAAAGCUGAGUUCUGCUGGGUCUGUCUGGGUCCAUGGGAACCACACGGCUCAGCCUGGUACAACUGCAACCGCUACAAUGAAGAUGAUGCCAAGGCAGCCAGAGAUGCUCAAGAGUCCAUGCUGUGUGUGUAUGUGUGUGUGCAGCGCUCCAGGGCAGCCUUGCAGAGGUACCUGUUCUACUGCAACCGCUACAUGAACCACAUGCAGAGUCUGCGCUUUGAGCACAAGCUCUAUGCUCAGGUCAAGCAGAAGAUGGAGGAAAUGCAGCAGCACAACAUGUCCUGGAUUGAGGUGCAGUUUCUGAAGAAGGCUGUGGAUGUGCUGUGCCAGUGCCGCUCCACACUCAUGUUCACUUAUGUCUUCGCCUUCUACCUCAAGAAGAACAACCAGUCCAUUAUUUUUGAGAACAACCAGGCAGACCUGGAAAAUGCCACCGAGGUGCUGUCAGGCUACCUAGAACGGGACAUCUCCCAGGAUUCCUUGCAGGACAUCAAGCAAAAAGUACAAGACAAGUACAGAUACUGUGAGAGCAGGCGAAGAGUGCUGCUACAGCACGUGCAUGAAGGCUAUGAGAAGGACCUGUGGGAGUACAUUGAGGAUUGAGAACACGUCCCAAUGCAACGGACUCUUGAGUAUCUUGACAAACUAGAGCGCUGAUGCAAUUUAACAGGGCAGCACGGGCCUUCUGCCGCCUCUCCUUUGGCAAACCAACCACUUUUGCAUCAUUUUUUUUCUGGAUUUGUUUAACAAAAUCUUCAAAGUAAAUUAUAUUUAAAUAAAGGGUAGAGUAAUAAAAAAAAAGUGUACUACAGUAUUGUUAGCAACAGAGUGGAGGGUUGAGCAAGCAGAAGAUCCAUAUUAAACAAAUACAUCCUUUUGGCUUGUAUUGUAAUACCUCCCCUGAACUUAUUUUCCUCAUGUUUUGUUUUUUUUUUGUGUUGUUUUAUUUUAUUUUUUUUUGCUUGUGAAUCUUUUACUCUGUUUUGAUUUUGACUUUUGUUUUCCCAUCAGUGUGAAAAUGUUUUCAACACAGCUUUAAUUGUCCUGGCCAUGUCUGCAAUGUCUGCAAUAUGUGGUAAAGAUCCUUGUCUGAGUGGCUGAAUGUUGAUAGGCUGAUUGCAAAGGGGCAAAGACAUUUCAGGGGGGGAAAAAAAGGAAGAAAAAAAAACAUAAAAGGAACAAAAUAGCGAGUCUGUAUUUUUCAAUUUGUAAAUAGUCCAUAUGCAUGGAAGUUCAAGAGCAAGAGUGGCACGUGUUUGCAUAAUUUUCAAAUAUUUAUUCUUUACCGUGCUUUUGCCAUGUAGGUUGAGUCUGUCUACUCUCCACAGACUGUUGAUGUUUGGAGGUCUUUGGCAAUAAGAUAUUCGUCCUGUCAUCUGCAGUCCCUUCAGAGCAGUCAUAAGUUAUACCUAACCAGUAACUCAACAUGGAGACUGACAGAAUUGACUUUAGUUUCCAGGUAAUCACAUAAAGGACUCAGUGAAAGUGCACAGAGGAGCAGGAUAAAGUUUUACAGGUCAGAGGUGAGGUAGAAUGCACCGGCCCAGUGUCUCUCUAUGCUAACCUUUUGUUGUACCCCCCUAGUUGUUUUUAGAGGUGUUUAACAUUUAAGAACAUUACUAAUUAUUUGCAAGAGCCAAACUGAGUGACAUUCACUCCUUUUUUUUUUUUUUAAUCUUUUUUUUUCCUCUUUCCUGACGUGGCUUGAGGUAGCCCUCCUUAAAGCUCAGCUUGCACCUUGAGAAUUGAAAGAGGGUAAUGGAAUGUACUGACAGCGCGGCGUUGCACUGCUGCUAAUUGGGCUCGAUCACUGUCAAACAGGGUCAGGCAUCUGCAUCACUCUUGCAGGGAAUAUUGGAAUGGAGGUGGUAGUGGCAUCAUCUCCAUUCAGGAGCUCUCUUGCCUUGCAGUGAGACUGAACAUUGCUUUAAUUGAGCUACACAGAUGGACAUGUGAUCCUUAAGGAGCUGAGGGAGAUGGGACAAACUUCUAAAGGUUGUAGGAGUGUUUUGUAAAGCUGUUAUGCUUUUUCAUUAAAGACUGCAUUUUUUGUUGUGUUUUUUUUUUUUUUUUUUUUUUUUUUCGCACGUGUGUUGAGGUUUUGGCAUUGAAAUGUCAGUUCCCCUCAAGAUUUUGCAUUGCUCUAUGUGGUGGUUGCUCUGGUUGUCAAGCUCUCUGCUUGUAAAUGCUUGUUCAUCUGUUCUCUGAAAUAUGGCAGUCUUCAAAAAGAUUGACUGGAGGGGACGCGAUUAUACAGGCAGUGAUACGAGUCAGAAGAUGACACCAAAGUGUCAGCCAUCACUGAAACACAUCCUUUGCCCCAGUUUCAGAUCUUUGGGGAAUUCUUUCUCAAAUGCUUCUUAUGUGUUCAAACGCAUUAUUUUAUCCUAGCAAAUUAUAAACUGUAUUGUUUAUUUGAAUAAAUGUCAUGACAAAUCUAA